Puccinia graminis f. sp. tritici CRL 75-36-700-3 is the source of this 507-nucleotide messenger RNA. RefSeq lists its product as uncharacterized. The record is from RefSeq and is a predicted model, not a curated record. Lineage: Eukaryota; Fungi; Basidiomycota; Pucciniomycetes; Pucciniales; Pucciniaceae. Bases 1 to 363 code for a protein of 120 amino acids. The transcript has a single exon.
AUGGCAACACUGGAGUUGAAUGAAGGAAACGGAGUAGCAUACCAGCUAUCCAAGCUGGAAGACAAAACCACAAUUCAAUACCAAGCGAAGGAAACUGUCCACCAAAACCAAAGAGGGUUAAUCAAGUACAAGUGGAAGCAUCCAUAUGGCCGGGUUCAAAACUUUGGCGUUACCGAUGUUCAUUAUCUAAUCAGCAAUCCGGUAACUGAAACCUGCGCAUAUGGAAGUGUCAGACCCGGCGGCACGCAGCGUGUCUUGUUUCCUGAAGGCCGGCCAUCAACCAACUACGAGCUACGGAUGCUGUUCUUGACCGAGCGAACAAACUUCCAAGACACACACCCAAUCAAACUUGAGCAGGAUUAGAAGAUAGCCCCCCGAUACUCUCAUAUUCAAUUGCCCAGACAAAUAUGUUGAAAAAUCUUAUCGAACGAUCCCAUUUCUUCUUUCUAUCUCUCGUUUGUCUCUUCAUACAUGUUCAAGUUACACUCUGUCACAACUUGUUCUCCA